AUGGCAGUCAUAGAUGUUGCCGUCAACGUGGAAGGAGUUGAUCCAAAUUUUAAAGGACCACGACGUCUGCCUAUGGCUAGAAGAACCGAAACAACACAGGCUUGGCGUGAUCCAAAAAGAAAUAAAACAAGUUUCAAGAGCAAAGACCUGGUCCGAUUCAGAAAAAGGCGAUGCCCGUUGAAACUUCCAAAGAAUUGGAAAAAUCAAUACACAAGAUACCGGGCAAAGAAUUGGGAAAGUCGGUACAAGGUCACUAACAGGAUAGAUGACGUGAUCUACAGGAUUUAUGAUCAAGAAAGACAACGGACGAAGAAGAAGAAUUUUAAUAGAUUAGCCCCUAUUUAUCGGAAUAAAGAAGUAACGCCUAUGUUAGAGACUAAGUUAAUCUUGACAAAGUCAAUAUUUCCCUAUAUAUACAACAAGGAGCACUGA
Molecule: messenger RNA, 432 nt
Organism: Helobdella robusta
Lineage: Eukaryota; Metazoa; Annelida; Clitellata; Rhynchobdellida; Glossiphoniidae
Exons: 3
Coding region: 1-432 (143 amino acids)
Source: RefSeq, a predicted model, not a curated record